UCUAAGCUUUAUUAUAUAAUUGUUUCUUCAUUUUACAUUUCUGAAAUCCCAAAACCCCACCUUCACUGAGUACUGAGUGAAUUUCUUAAAUAAUUCUCUCAAUUUGUCAGAGAAAGAGAAACAGAGUGUUUUGUAUGUGUCUAUUUUGAAGAUGAUAAUGAUGCUGUUACGAAUUUGUUCUUUUGUUCUAUAACAUAUAUAUUUGGAUUUGUGUUAUUUCUCUUUGUCCUCAUCUUCGUUGCUUCACACAGACACACACAAAGUACUCUUGUCGUUUGAUAGCAGUUUCAAUUGAUGAAUUAGCAUAUCCCAGAAUCAACCUGCCAUCUAUCUGUUUGUCAUUUUGCCUCAACCAGGAUAUUACAAUCUUCUCACAUGCUCUAGCAUAUCUCUGUUUCCAAUGAAUUAACAAAUCUUGAUUCAUUCCGGUCUUCUUUAUUCUUGUCAUGGACGACCUAUCUUGUGAUCUUGAAGUGGAUGUUAAUGGGGAGGAGACUUUCAUUCUCGACAAGAAAAUCAUCGCUGCUUAUUCAGCUAGAAUUAGUCGAUUAUUCGGCAAAUCAAUCGGGUCUGCCCAAAAGCAUCUCAAGAUUAUAUUUCAUGAUUUCCCUGGAGGAGCCAAGAGUUUUGAACUUGCUGCUCGCUUUUGUUACAAUCAUGGCAGAAUUCAUAUAAAUCCCUUCAACGCUACUGUUCUUCACUCAACUGCACAUUUUAUGGAAAUGGACAGCUUAACCGAGCAAACCCAUAAAUCACUCGAAGGAAUCGCCUAUUGGUCGUGGUCUCAACUCGUGCUCGCCUUAAAACAGUGCCAAGAUUUUCUCCCUUUCGCGGUUUCUUCUGGAAUGCUCGAAAAAAUUCUCGAUUCAAUCAUUGGCAGGAUCGUCCUUGCCAAUGAAACUGCGAGUCUUAGCCCAUCUACCUCCUCGCCAGAUAGCAUUGGAAUAAUCAGGCAUUCUUGCGAUACAAAAAGCACAGAGAGCUUGAGAAAUAGCUCAAUUCGGUCUAAUUGGUGGUAUGAAGAUCUUGCUAGUUUGAAUCCUGAUUUGAUUGAAAUGGUUGUGAAAACCAUGAUGGCUAAAAGAAGAAUCAAUCACGCCAAUAUAAGUAGAUUCCUGUUUUAUUUCCAAAAGUCGAAACCUUGUAGAAAGGUAACUGAGGCAGUGAUCGACAUGCUACAUGGUCUGGAGAGGAAUUUAAUUUCCUGCAAGAGCUUGUUUGGGAUUCUCCGAGUGAUUUCAAGCAUGAACGUAAGCAAAAACUGCAAGAACAAAUUGGAGAGUAUGAUCGGUUCGGUUAUGGAUCAAUCCACGCUCGAUAAUCUUCUAGUUCCAUCUCCACCCGGGACUAAUUACCUAUAUGAUGUGAAUUUAGUGUUAAGGUUCAUGAAAGCGUUUCAAGCUGACGAUAUCGGUUCAUUACAUCGGUUGAAGAAAGUUGGCAGUUUGAUAGACUUGUACAUAGCUGAGGUAGCACCCGAUCCUUUCUUGAAACCGUCCAAGUUUUUGGCUCUUGUUAAGGCUCUCCCUGAUUCAGCACGUGACUCGUUUGAUGAAGUUUAUCGAUCAAUCGACAUGUAUAUUGAGGUUCAUUCAGGGAUAUCGGAGGAAGAUAAGGCAAACAUUUGUUUAGGAAUGAAUUACGAGAAGCUGUCAUCAGAAGCCUGGAAGCAUUUAGCUUUAAACAAAAGAUUUCCUUCUAAAUCCUCUGUUCAAGCACUUGUAUCGCAGCAGAGUAACCUGAAAAUCUUGCUCAAAACGAGACCCUUGAUGGAUUCACAAGCAAAUACCAAGGAAAAGAAGGAUGAAAAUCACAAGCAAAUUGUUGUUUUCGCGGAAAAGCUCGACGUUUCAGAGGAAAACGAGAAGUUGAGAGCUCAUCUAGAAGGCAUGCAAUGGAGGGUUAUGGAACUAGAGAAAGUGUGCAAGAAAAUGCAAAGCCAAAUGUCGAAAGUGGCGAAAUCGUCGGGACAGAGCCGGACUAGUAGUAGUAGUAGCAGUCGGUCAAUACCCAGAUUAUGUUCUUGAGGCAUUGUUACAAAAUUCAUAAUAUAUAUAUAUGCAUAUGUUGUAUAUAGGAUCGAUAUGAAAUAAAUAAUUGGACUCUUCUUCUUCUUUCUUUAUGCAAACACCAAAGGCAAAUGAAAGCUAACUAACUAGAUGAUAAAGUAAUUAAAAAGAAGCUAAACCGUUGUAUUGGUCUGUCGACUGUUUAUU
Messenger RNA from Impatiens glandulifera, 2216 nucleotides. Its product is annotated as BTB/POZ domain-containing protein At3g22104. The coding region runs from base 447 to 2027 and encodes 526 amino acids. The record is from RefSeq and is a predicted model, not a curated record. Gene Ontology annotation, molecular function: protein binding. Lineage: Eukaryota; Viridiplantae; Streptophyta; Magnoliopsida; Ericales; Balsaminaceae. The transcript is spliced from 3 exons.